Macroventuria anomochaeta is the source of this 1029-nucleotide messenger RNA. RefSeq names its product ribosomal RNA assembly protein mis3. Gene Ontology annotation, cellular component: small-subunit processome; nucleolus. The record is from RefSeq and is a predicted model, not a curated record. The transcript is spliced from 2 exons. Lineage: Eukaryota; Fungi; Ascomycota; Dothideomycetes; Pleosporales; Didymellaceae. The coding region runs from base 1 to 1029 and encodes 342 amino acids. Gene Ontology annotation, molecular function: RNA binding.
AUGCCGUCCACACACAAUGCAGAGAAGCCUUGGGACACCGACGAUAUUGACAAGUGGAAGAUUGAGCCCUUCAAACCCGAGGACAACACCGCCGGUCCCUUCACCGAGGAGUCGAGUUUCUCCACACUUUUCCCCAAAUAUCGCGAACAAUAUCUCAAGGGCUCCUGGAAGUUUAUCGAGUCGGCGCUGAAGAAACAUGGCAUUACCGCUACGCUCAACUUGGUCGAGGGCUCCAUGACGGUUGCGACAACGCGAAAGACAUACGAUCCGGCUGCGAUCCUGAGUGCGCGCGAUCUUAUCAAGCUUCUUGCGCGCAGUGUGCCUGCUCCGCAGGCGGUCAAAAUCCUUGAAGACGACGUGGCUAUGGACAUUAUCAAGAUCAGGAAUCUGGUGGGUAACAAGGACCGCUUUGUCAAGAGGCGGCAGCGCAUUUUGGGGCCUAACGGCUCUACGCUCAAGGCGCUCGAGUUACUCACAGAGUGCUACCUGCUGGUACAAGGAAACACAGUCGCGGCCAUGGGCCCUUACAAAGGCCUGAAGACAAUACGGCGCAUCAUCGAGGACACGAUGCACAACAUCCACCCCAUCUACGCCAUCAAGGAGCUCAUGAUCAAGAAGGAGCUCGCCAAGGACCCCGAACUUGUCAACGAGAGCUGGGACCGCUUCCUGCCCAACUUCAAGAAGCGCUCGCUCAGCAAGCGGAGAGUGCCCCACAAGGUCACCGACAAGACCAAGAAGACAUACACACCGUUCCCGCCGGCGCAGGAGAAGAGCAAGGUGGACUUGCAGAUCGAGAGCGGAGAAUACUUCCUGGGCAAACAGGCAAAGGAGCGCAAGGCUCGGGAAGACCGCGACGCAAAGAUGAAGGAAAAGAUGGAGGACAAGCGGAAAGAGAGACUAGCCGAGUACGUUGCGCCAGAAGAGGAUGGCGAGAAAAAAAAGAAGAAGCGGAAGCACGAAGAGGGGGAGGAGAAGAAAGAGAAGAAGAAGAAGAGAAGCUCAAAGGGAGAGGCAGAAGAAGUAUCGUAG